AAUGAUGAUUUAUUUUUUGCAGACUGUGUGUCAGGAUUUUCACCUCAUAUUGAAAUAAUUGAAGGUAUUCAAGUGAUCGCUCAAAGCCUUGCUACCUUUCACGCAAACACGCUUGAAACGUGUUUUGAUGCAUGCAUAAAAAAUACGUUAGUUAAUGAUAACGUUUUACCCGUUGUUUGUCGAAGUGCUCACUACGAUAGUAUCAGUAAAUUUUGCCUUCUAUUCAGUACUUCAAUUGCACCUGUAGGAAAUGCUCAUUACAUUUCCAAUAAUAAUGUAAUUUAUAUGGAAAAAAUUUGCAUAUCAGAUAGGGCUAAUUCCUACUGUACCAAAGCAUUACGUCGGAUUCCGCAAUAUAUCUUAGUAGGACACGCAACUGCCGUAAUUGACGUAAAGUCGCAAAGUCAAUGCAUUGAAAUAUGUUUGCUAUCAAUGGAAACAGUAGGUUUCACAUGUCGAUCAGUGAUGCAUUUUUAUGAGUUCCGGAAAGCAAAUUGCAUUUUGAAUCAAGAUUCUGCUAGAACAGAUCCGGAAUAUUUUACCAGUGAACAGGAAUUGAGAGUAGAUUACAUUGAGUUAGAGGAAUGCUUUAUAUCCGGUAUUUUAUAA
This is a messenger RNA of Thelazia callipaeda (thelaziosis nematode), 609 nucleotides long. NCBI's taxonomy places the organism in Eukaryota, Metazoa, Nematoda, Chromadorea, Rhabditida, Thelaziidae. The record is from the annotation of a GenBank genome assembly.